GCAGGAGCAGCUUUAUAAGAGCUAAAUUUACCUAACUUUACGUUGUUUCCUGAGCUCUCACAAUUGGCCAGGCGGCCUCGACUUGGAGGGUUAUAAGAUCGGGAGGACCUCCUACCACUUUUAUACUUGUUCAUGAGUCUGGAGCGCAGCUGCGGAAGAGGAGCGACCGUGAUCUAGACGCACGGACUCUGGCGCGGCUGCCGCGACUCCAACGACACAUAAGUUUGUGUAUUGUUUCACCAAACGAUGGCCUUAACAGGAGUGAUGCUGCCGUCAUUCUCGACAUUCUCUAACCAAAGAGAGAAAACCUGGGAAAAUAGGUGGAAAGGGGAGUCCAUGCUUGAACUGGUGCAAAACCUGGACAGUCAAAGCAAAAAGGACGACGAGGAUCUGAGUAACUUUUUGGAUCUGGAUUUUAUUCUCUCCAACACAACGGGGUCAGACAGCGCGGUGGAAUACCUCGGCACAACUGACCCCAGCAUGUACGCGACUGGAGGCUCAGUGCAGUCCUACCCAGCUGACGACCACCGCUCCCCGCCUCCCCCGUACGGCGCCAGCCUCAUGACAGAGCUGCUCCGCUCCGAAGGAACCAGCAGCUAUGGCGUUAUGCGUAAUCCCAGCAUUCAGGGAAGAUUUUACGUCAACACAACGCUUUACCCCCGCCCGGAAAACAUCAAGCUGGAGCCAGCCGUGGACAGUUACGGUCCCGUUAUGGGCAUGGUGCCCCAGAGCUGCAGCAAAAUCAAGCAAGAAGGCAACGUUUCUUGCAUGAUGUCCUUCGAUCAGCCUCGGGUGGCCAUCUCUCCUCGGGCAGCCAGCAACAUGACCCCGCCACUGAGCCCCGAUGACCAGGGAGCCACGGACUGCCAGGCACAGCUGUGCCAACCCAUGAACUUCCAGCAAAAGUACCACACGCCGGCGGCGUUCCAGCACCACCCUCAGGCUCCCCAAAUGCAGAUGCCCUACCACGCUCCGCAUCCUGGCUUUGGCAUGUACGAUGAAGGUCUCAACCUGCAGCCCGGCGCGCAGAGGAUGAUGCUCACUCCACCCUCCUCUCCCCUUGAGCUGCUUGACUCCAAACCAAAAAGAGGCCGGCGCACUUGGCCGCGGAAGCGCACAGCGACUCACACCUGCACGUUCGCUGGCUGCGGAAAAACCUACACCAAGAGCUCACACCUGAAGGCACAUCUCCGAACUCACACUGGUGAGAAGCCCUACCAUUGCAGCUGGGAAGGUUGCGGAUGGAAAUUCGCCCGCUCCGACGAGCUGACACGUCAUUUCCGCAAACACACCGGACACAGGCCGUUCCAGUGCCACCUGUGCGAGCGCGCCUUCUCCAGGUCGGACCAUUUGGCACUUCACAUGAAGAGACACAUGUGAAAAGAGCCCACUGAAAGGACUUAGGGGUUCUCUGGGGGAUUGUAUUAUUUCUUUUGUGAUUCAGCUGUAUUUUUUAUUUAACAUGCUCUCAACGUGGCCAAAUCAUUUUUAUAUAAUAUUGAAAUGAAAAGCAUAUGUUCUAGUGUUAUUAUUUUGUAAAAAAAAAAAAAAAAUUGAAUAAACGUAGCGGGUACUACUUUGGUUGUAUAAAAAGCUUUAGAAAAGCUUUGUUUGCUUAAGAGCAGGCAGACCAAGAAGGGGCUGGCCCUGUAUAUACUACUCUCCUUUGACAGAACUGGAAUGCUGUGUUUGACACAAAAGUGCCUUUCUAUGACUGUGCUACUGUAAAACUCUUUGUGACAGGACCAAAAAGAAGAAAAAAAAAUAAUGUAAAUGUUCUUUUUGACAGGGGUAAAAAUGCACAUACAGUUGCCUAAUGUGUGCAGAGACAACGUUUCAUUUAAACUGCCUCAGUGUCUCAACUGCCUUCAACCAUUUCUGACUCUUUCUCGGUGUGUGAAACUUUUGGAUCCAGCCCCUCUGUACACUAUCAGGGCUUGAUGUCCUGUGCAUUAUUUUUUACUUAAAUUUAUAUAAAUAAGUACCUGGAUUUUAUACUGUAAAGUGUGUAUUUAUUGUAAAUAUUAAAAAAGUAAUUAAUUUGAAAAA
This is a messenger RNA of Nothobranchius furzeri (turquoise killifish), 2049 nucleotides long. It is a transcript of the gene klf2b, whose product is annotated as Kruppel like factor 2b. The record is from RefSeq and is a predicted model, not a curated record. Gene Ontology annotation, molecular function: DNA-binding transcription factor activity, RNA polymerase II-specific; RNA polymerase II cis-regulatory region sequence-specific DNA binding. Lineage: Eukaryota; Metazoa; Chordata; Actinopteri; Cyprinodontiformes; Nothobranchiidae. Gene Ontology annotation, biological process: regulation of transcription by RNA polymerase II.